Spirometra erinaceieuropaei is the source of this 247-nucleotide messenger RNA. Lineage: Eukaryota; Metazoa; Platyhelminthes; Cestoda; Diphyllobothriidea; Diphyllobothriidae. The record is from the annotation of a GenBank genome assembly.
AUGUCAUUCAAGUAAGUCAAAGUUAUUUUCCCGCUAUCUCUACAGCGUUAACAUUGACGAGCUGAUGGAUGACCUAGACGCCGAUAAGUCUGGAAAAGUGAGCGCCGAGGAGCUUUUGUCAUCUCUGAAAGGUUCAGGACUUGACAUAGAUUCAGUGAAGGAUUUUAUUGCUUCCAUUGACAAAGAUGGCGAUGGCCAGCUCGAUAGGAAUGAACUGCGAGCCUUUUUCCGGGAGCUCGGACAUUAG